AUGCUGGAGAUCGGGCUCAAAUACGGCGACUCGCUGAAGCUCUGGAAGAAGGCGUUUCCGAGAGGCAGGAUCUACGGGAUUGACAACGGAGUCAUUUCAAUGAACUACCAGGCAGAGGCGGUGGAUCCUCGGGUGUUGGUUAUGAUGGGCGACCAGGCGAAUGCGACGUUUUUGCAGCAAGUGGUGGCUGAGAUAAGGAGCACGGUGGGUCUGCUUGACUUCAUAGUGGACGAUGGUGGUCACACCAUGGAUCAGCAACAGACAUCCCUCAAACACCUUCUACCGCUGGUCAAGGUACGUGCUGCCACUGGUCAAGGUACCUGCCAUUGCUGGUCAAGGUACGUGCUGCCACUUGUCAAGCCAGGAGAGACAAGUACAUAA
This is a messenger RNA of Closterium sp. Naga37s-1, 381 nucleotides long. The record is from the annotation of a GenBank genome assembly. NCBI's taxonomy places the organism in Eukaryota, Viridiplantae, Streptophyta, Zygnematophyceae, Desmidiales, Closteriaceae.